AUAGUAACGACGAUCGAUGGUGGGGACAUUUGUACUAAGCAGUACCGCUUUAUAAUAAUCGACAGUUAUAAGUAAAAUACAGUACCACUCAAAUCGCUGUAACAAGUCCGAAGAUUCGAUCGAACGGACAGACGCAAUGAAGAAGAUGUCAACGUUUAGUUUCUUGUUUAACUGCAUUAUCCUGUCAAUUGGUUUUGAAGAAAUUUUGUCGAUGCCGAACAGUUCAUUGGAAAAAUUUGAGGCUGUCGAGGUUCAAAAUGAGCGGAAUUGUGCUCCAAAUUUAUCCAAACAGAAUUAUCCCAAUCAGAAUGAUCAGUUGUACGGGUUGACUCACUCAAAGUCUCAUGACACUCCUUUACGCGAUGAUUAUUAUUACACACUCGGAAUCGGCGCGCAUAAACUUCACACCAGAGCACGGACUUGGAACGAGGCGCGAAGAAUUUGUAUUGAAGAAGGUGGCCAUUUGGCAAUCAUCAAUUCUGUUGCGGAAGAGCGUGUACUAAUGGAUAUAUUUAAUCGAACGGGCCCGAUAAAGGGUUCCUCACUUAACGAUGAAGCCUUGUUAGGUAUACAUGAUCUAUUCGCAGAGAAUGAUUGGACUACAGUAUUCGGGGACUCGCUAGCGAAAACUGGCUUCAGCACAUGGAGUGAUAAGUGGAAUGGACAGCCAGAUAAUUGGCGUAACAUACAACAUUGUGGUGCAAUUUUAAAGGAAGGCGGAAUGGACGAUCUAGCCUGCAAUCAGCCGUACGCAUUCUUCUGCGAACUGCCUAUCCCAUCAUUAUUAAAUCAAGUUAUCUCAUAACUAAUGCGAAAAUGUCUUCAAUACCCUUCAAAUGAAAUAGAACAGUCAUUUACUGAUCUAUGCAUGCACUCUGUUAUGUGCAGAUUCAAUCUCAGUAUGGUUUACGAAUGUGCAUGCCUAUCUGAGAAACCUCUAAAAUUAAGUGUGUUAGUUGUAAAUUGCCUUAGAACUGACUAUCUAAUUAAAUCUUUGUGUUAGAUGAACUGAAAUAAAUUAUUUUAUAUAAUAUUAAAAUCAGUUCGAUUUGACCGAUCUUAAUUAGAUCAUACAUGCUUGAAGCUCCGUAAUUCUAAUUCACUUUUUCAUCCUCUCAUUUCUUUUUGUCUGACUCCAUUGUCUUAAAUUCUCAUAAACGUAAUUAUUAACAUUUGCGAGUUCUUAUCGUGGAUAAAAAGACUUAAUUUAUGAAAAAUGCUAUAAAUUGAAGUAUAAUAGAAGGCGGUGACAGAAACACAAAUUUCACUGUGCAUUCAAUGAAAAUUUCGUAAAUAAAAUGCGUUGUUG
Messenger RNA from Megachile rotundata (alfalfa leafcutting bee), 1309 nucleotides. RefSeq names its product hemolymph lipopolysaccharide-binding protein. The record is from RefSeq and is a predicted model, not a curated record. Lineage: Eukaryota; Metazoa; Arthropoda; Insecta; Hymenoptera; Megachilidae.